AUUGCUGAGCAUACAGGAAGAAUUAAAUAACAAAAAAUCCGAACUGGAGCAAGCCAAGGAAGAGCAAACACAUACACAAGCGAUGCUUAAAGUCCUGCAGGAACAGUUAAAAAGCGCCAAGGAAUUAGCAGAAAUCAAUGGGCAUGAUGAAUCUCAGGCAAAUGAAAUCAAUGUACUGACAGUAGCAUUGGUCAACCAAGACAGAGAAAAAAAUUCAGAGAAACGAAGCCCGGGUCUAAAAUCAGAGAAAGAGGCACUAUUAAUAGGUAUCAUAUCCACAUUUCUUCACGUCCACCCUUUUGGAGCCAAUAUAGAAUAUCUUUGGUCUUAUAUGCAGCAGUUGGACUCUAGGAUCUCUGCAAAUGAGAUAGAAAUGCUUUUGAUGAGACUGCCACGCAUGUUUAAACAAGAAUUCACUGGUGUAGGAGCAACACUGGAAAAAAGGUGGAAGUUUUGUGCCUUUGAAGGAAUUAAAACUAUCUGACUGUGACUAGUAAUGAAGCUAUGCAGAAGAAUUCCUAGAGCAUGGCAGGGUUAUAAAGUAUUAAAGUAAGAAAUUUGGGUUUGGGCACAUAGUAGUAUGUUUUCAAAGUUAUCCAAGCCUAAUUUUAGUUACAUUUGUGACGUUCUCUUGUGAGUGGAAAUGUAGUUGUGCACCAGUUCCUAAAAUAAAAUAAAAUUUUUAAAAAAAAGUUUCAAAAUGUGACAGAUCUGUUUCCUAUGAAAACUGAAGAAAGAUACCACAGUCAUAAUGAUUUCAAAAUACUACAUGUCCUACAUCUAAGAAAAGCUCAUUGAGCAAACAGUUAAGGAGAAAGAUUGCCCGGUUAUGGUCGCUAAGCUACAGCGAUGUAUAUGUCAUAUGUAGUAGAACUCAUUAAGUUUUGUUAUUGAAACUUCUUUCUGUUUAGUAAGAAAAUUGAGUAAUUUUACAGUGAGGAAAAGCAUACCAAAAGAAAACUUGAAGAUGUGUCUGAAGUUAUUGUAUUUUGUAAAUUAAGUUAUAUGCUGUACCAGGGAUUUUUGCCUUAUUGAAAGAGGCCUGAAAAUGUGAUUGGAGUCCUCAAGAAUGCUUUAUCAAGAAUAUUAUUUUUCUAAUGUAACUAUUCUCCAUUACAAGUUCUUUUAACAUGGAUUGCAUAUCAAUUUUCAUAAACAUGUAAAUAAGGAGGAAACCAGUGUUACUGUAUUGUAUUUGGUAUGUAACAUUCAGGUUUAUGCAUCAAAAUAAAUAUUCAGUUGCAUUACUGUUACAAAUUUUAUAGCAGAUAUAUUAAUUUUUAUCAAUAAAUAUGACUUCUACCA
Messenger RNA from Pelecanus crispus (Dalmatian pelican), 1305 nucleotides. The record is from RefSeq and is a predicted model, not a curated record. Lineage: Eukaryota; Metazoa; Chordata; Aves; Pelecaniformes; Pelecanidae.